AUGCUGCUAGCAAACGAGACUCAUCCGGGAGUCAAUCUUGCUCGCUUUGUCACUGUGGUAGAGCUUCUUGAGUCCUUCCGCGACGCUAUUGCCGAACAUCUCGAGGAGUACGAUCAAGGCAUCGAUAGACUUCAGACGGCCACUCUGGAGCCAGGUUCUGAUCUAUGCGGCAUGGACUGUCAUGAGGACCAUCGCCCACGCAAGCGGAUAUUCUGCGAUAUCCCUCCAAGGUUCAUGUCGUGUGAGCUACUCGUAGGAGAGCGCUGCGAGCUCGUGGAGCCGCCAUCGAAGGAGGAAAGGGAAGAAGAAAAACGACGUCUCUACGAACAAGAUGUGGACGAAGAGAUUGCAAGGGGAAUCGCAGAAUAUGAGUUGCUCGAAUCAAGAAAGGUGAAGGAGGAGACACCGCCGGUGAUCGUGCCAGACUUGUCACACGACAUGGAGUCCUUCUUCUGGAUCCUCGCAUGGCUCUGCAUCCACAGAGCUGGCCCUUCGCGCGCGCGGACCUUUGAACUGGGAAGUCCCGAUUUUUCCUCCUACGAAGCUCUCAAGAAAGCCGACUCCUGGUCGUACUAUCUAUACGACGUCUCUGAGGAACACUUGGAAUCUGCCGGCCGUUGGAAGCAAUGCGUGCUAGACAACUUUUUGCGGUUCGAGGACAUGGUCUCUUGCGUUCAUCCCUAUUUCCGUGGCAUCAUUACUGUCCUCAGACAGUUCCAUCGUGACCUUCACGUUCUGAUGUGGGCCGGGAACCGCACGCACGAGAACGCUGUGAUCGUAGGGAAUCGUAUCGUGGAAUAUAUUGGGAAGGUUCUCCUGCUACGUCGAACUCAAACGUGGGAUGAAGAGCCGGGGCGCGGCGGCGACGCGAUAUAUAACGAAGCUCGUCAGCGAGAGAUGGAGCGGCGUAGGGAGGAAGGAUGGUUUGGGAAAGGCGCAGAUCAAGGCGGCAGUGGAGGUGGUACAAAGACGGUUCAAUGA
Molecule: messenger RNA, 981 nt
Organism: Peniophora sp. CBMAI 1063
Lineage: Eukaryota; Fungi; Basidiomycota; Agaricomycetes; Russulales; Peniophoraceae
Source: the annotation of a GenBank genome assembly